Messenger RNA from Phytophthora nicotianae INRA-310, 5589 nucleotides. RefSeq lists its product as hypothetical. The transcript has a single exon. The record is from RefSeq and is a predicted model, not a curated record. Gene Ontology annotation, molecular function: RNA binding; ATP binding; ATP hydrolysis activity. Gene Ontology annotation, cellular component: spliceosomal complex; intracellular anatomical structure. The coding region runs from base 38 to 3478 and encodes 1146 amino acids. Lineage: Eukaryota; Oomycota; Peronosporomycetes; Peronosporales; Peronosporaceae. Gene Ontology annotation, biological process: mRNA splicing, via spliceosome.
AAAAAUAUAUUAGAAACCAUUGUUCCUCAUCCAGCUGAUGGCUCGAUCUAGGGACGUCCGUCGGCGGAGUCGCUCUCGCUCUCGGGAGCGCCGUCGGUCACCCCCUUCAUCCCGAAGACACACCCGUAGCCGUAGCAGGUCCCAGUCACGCCGUCGUCGCAGUCGCAGCGCUAAUAGAAUCUCCAAUAUCUCGCAUCGCUCCCAUCACUCUCGUCGCAGCCCGGAUCGACUCUUUGCGCCACGUUCUCGCGAUUCUGAGCGCGAUUCCAGCCUCACUCGCGUGUCUCUAUUAGGUCUCGACAAACUAGCAGCCGAAAAGCGCCAAGAGCGUGGAAUUCGCAGCUCUGAAGACCCUCAUACAACUCCAAACCGACCACAACGUGAAUCCGUAAGAACUUCGUCAUUAUCACGCUCUGAGCGCUCAUUAGGACUCAACUCCAGUGAUUGGGACGCCCCAGACCGUCUACAGAGUGUUGAGAGUGCUCAAGAGCAUUCAGAAGAGUCAGAUACGCCCAAAACAAGCGACGGGAGCAGGUAUAACAGAUCCAGCAGCUCUCGAGAGGAAAUUAACAGUAGACGCCGCAGAAGCAGCAGCACCAGCACAUGGACGGAAGAGAGAGGCUCUUUACCCCCUAAUAGAGGCACGUACAGACCCCGGGACAAGCUGGAAGCCCCUAAAAAGCAGUACGACGACCAAGUAGAGGAGGAUUUCGACCGCGAGUUCUACUUAAACGACGAUGCUGGGGGCAUCGAGGCCCACGAAGGCCACGUGUUCCUCGGUAAUGAGGAGAAGUUCAAGGCUUUAGAGCAGCAAUUAGAGCAAACGCGAGCUCGAGGAGACAAUAAACUCAAGGGCAUGUCGGCCAGAGCGUCCGCUCUAUCCGCCGAUCAAGAGGCGUGGGAGAAGAACCGACUAUUAACCAGUGGCGUCGUGGCUUCUGGCCGCGUAGACACAGAUUUUGACGAUGAAUUGGACUCGAGGGUCCAAAUUAUGGUCCACAGUACCAAACCGCCUUUUUUGGACGGACGAGUAUCCUUCACGACACAAGUGGAGAUGGUAGCAACGGUAAAAGACCCGACGUCUGACAUGGCUGUGUGUGCGAGGAAAGGGAGCGAGUUAUUACGUGAAGUGAGAGAGCAGCGUGAACGUAACAAGAUGAGGAAAAGGUUCUGGGAGAUUGGAGGUUCUCGGAUGGGCGACGCGAUUGGCGUUAAGAAAGAUGCUGGAUCGGAUGAAGAAGAAGAAACAAAAGAAGAAGAAGAAUCUGAAAAUUACAAGCAGGACUCGCAGUUCUCGACGCACUUGAAGAAACAGAAGGCGGUCAGUGUGUUCGCCAAGACGCGUACACUGCGUCAACAACGCGAGUUUCUGCCUAUUUUCCAGUGUCGAGAAGAAUUGCUGCAGGUGAUUCGAGAGAAUCAGAUCGUUGUGAUUGUGGGUGAAACGGGAUCAGGUAAGACUACGCAGCUUACGCAGUAUUUGCAUGAAGAGGGAUACUCUCAGUUUGGGAUGAUCGGAUGUACCCAACCACGUCGUGUAGCUGCCAUGUCGGUGGCUCAGCGUGUCAGUGAGGAGAUGGAGGUUACGCUCGGGGAAGAAGUGGGUUACGCUAUUCGAUUCGAAGACCUUACAUCGGACAAGACGAUCAUCAAGUACAUGACGGAAGGAGUGCUAUUGAGAGAGUCUCUGCGCGAGUCUGACCUCGACUCGUACUCGUGUGUCAUCAUGGAUGAAGCCCACGAACGUGCGUUGAACACUGACGUGCUGUUCGGUAUUUUACGCAAAGUAGUGCAACGUCGCAGCGACUUUAAACUGGUCGUGACGUCUGCUACGUUAGAUGCUGACAAGUUCGCCAAUUUCUUCGGUGGCGUACCCAUGUUUACGAUCCCUGGUCGUACAUUCCAUGUGGAUACACGCUACGCCAAGUCUCCGAGUGAGGACUACGUGGACGCAGCAGUGAAGCAGGUCAUGCAGAUCCAUCUAUCUCAUCCUCCAGGUGACAUUCUGGUGUUCAUGACAGGUCAAGAAGACAUCGAAGCGACGUGUUACGUGUUGGCAGAUCGAAUGGGUAAGUUAGACGGUGCUCCUCCCCUCAUGGUUCUCCCCAUGUAUUCCCAACUACCAGCUGAUCUACAGGCAAAAAUCUUCGACGCCUCUGACAUCCGGAAGUGCAUUGUAUCGACGAAUAUCGCCGAGACUUCGUUGACUGUGGACGGUAUCAAGUACGUGAUCGACACGGGAUUCUGCAAGGUUAAAGUGUAUAACCCCAAGAUCGGCAUGGACGCUCUGCAGGUUAGUCCUAUCAGUCAACAGAACGCUAAUCAGCGUGCCGGUCGUGCCGGACGUACCGGUCCUGGUGUCGCCUACCGGUUAUACACACAACGUCAGUUCGUCAACGAGCUACUGGAAGCGCAGAUUCCAGAGAUCCAAAGAACAAACUUGGGGUACGUCGUGCUGCUGCUCAAGUCUCUAGGCGUUUCUAACUUACUGGAGUUCGAUUUCAUGGAUCCGCCUCCUCAAGAUAACAUCACUAACUCCAUGUACCAAUUGUGGGUACUAGGAGCGUUGGAUAAUACCGGCGAACUGACUGAAAUCGGGAAGAAGAUGGUGGUGUUCCCACUGGAUCCACCUCUAGCGAAGAUGCUGUUGUUCAGCGAACAACUGGGGUGUACUGCUGAGGUGCUCAUCGUUGUGAGUAUGCUGUCUGUUCCCAGUGUAUUCUUCCGUCCCAAAGAUCGAGAAGAAGAGAGUGACGCUGCAAGAGAGAAGUUCUUUGUACCAGAGAGCGACCACCUUACGCUGUUGAAUGUGUAUCAACAAUGGGAGUCCAACCGCCACUCUGCGCAGUGGUGUUCGGACCAUUUUAUCCAUGCGAAAGGCCUUCGUAAAGCUCGUGAAGUGAGGGAGCAACUAGCGGAUAUUAUGAAGCAACAACAUGUGCGUCUUCGGUCAUGUGGAGGACGUUGGGAUGUCGUUCGGAAGGCCAUUUGCUCUGCGUAUUUCUACAACUCGGCGCAGAUUAAGGGCAUUGGCGAGUACGUCAACAUGCUGACAGGUAUGCCGUGUAAUCUGCAUCCAAGUGCUGCGUUGUUUGGGCUCGGAUACACGCCAGACUUUGUGGUGUAUCAUGAGCUUAUCUACACUAGUAAAGAGUACAUGCAGUGCGCUACAGCAGUGGAAGGAGAGUGGUUGGCGGAGCUAGGACCGAUGUUCUUCAGUGUCAAGGAGUCGUUCCAGUCCCGAUUACUUAAGCGGAUGAAGGAGAAGGAGGAAGCGGUGGGGAUGGAGCAGGAAAUGGAGGCUUCUAGACACGCUAAAGAGGAAGAAGCCAAGGAGGAUUUAGAGAAGAGAGUUGCAUUGAAUCGGCAGAACAAGAAGCAACGGAUGACCGUGGCUGGUCCUGGACGCUCAGAUCCUCCUACAAGUUCUUCAAAGACAGCGAGACGUCCGCCGCGCCCUCGUCGCUUUGGAUUUUAGUCAAGCAAAUUUCCAGAGUAGAUGCACUAAAGCAGUAGCGUUGGGUCGGCUUUGUGGCUCGAAGGAGCACAUUCGGGUGACCAGAUCCCAUUGCUCGUCGGUGAAAUUAUUCGGUCUUCGCGGUGUUUUCGUCUGGAGAACGUUAGACUUUACUGCUGCGUCAUCCAGACUUUUUCCCCAUGGAAAGUCUCCACUGAUAACUUCGAUGAUGCACAUAGCGAACGAGUAAAUAUCCGACGCCAAAGUCGGUCCUGAACCUGCCAGACAUUCCGGCGCUUUCCAACGAUAUGCGCCAAUUGCUCCUCCCGAGUUUUCAGCCUUUGCAAACACACUCAAGCCAAAGUCUGCGAGCUUGGCUGUUCCAUCACAUACGAGAAUGUUGUUCCCCUUCAGAUCUCCGUGGAUAAUUCCCCGUUCGUGAAGAUAUUCCAGUCCUUUGGCUGCUUCCCAGAUCGCCCUCCAGGUAGGAAAUUCUCUGCGCUCUUCGCUGUAUUUGAUCAAUGUUCCUUCAUCCGCUCGCUCACACACGAAGAAGGGCUGGCCUUCAUGCCACGCACCGUAGAGUUUGAUCAAGUUGUCGUGGUUUAGAGACGCCCAGAGGUUCACUUCGUGGUAAAACUGUCUGCGGUUUUCCUGAUCCGCUUGAUUCGUCAGAACUUGCUUGACUACCACAUCCGUAUUGAACCAUUUACCGAGAUACACGGCUCCAAACGAUCCCUCAGCUAGAUGCUGACCCAGUUCGAUCUGGUAAGCAGGAAUGAACCAUCUCGGGACGUUUGUAUGAUUCAUUGUUUCAUACUGCAGCAACGUAAUGGCCUCUGUCUUGUUGAUUUUUGCUUGGACCAUGUACUCUUCAGGGUUUUCCAUACACUUUUGCAGUGUUUCUUGUUGACAUUGCAGUGUUUGCUGCCAAUCAGGCUGCCAAUGAUGGAUUAAUGCGUUGUUCUGGAGAUAUUUGGUGCUGAGAAUGAGGCGGUCGAUGUCGUGGUGGAGUCCGUAAUUGCGGUUUGCCAUAGUGUUAGCAGCGCAAAGCGUGGCGACGGAGCUGUAAUCGCCUUCUGCUUGCUUGUCAAGACGAAGAUAAAAGCGCCACAAGAUCGAGCCAUAGUCCUCCACUAGCGUCAACGGCAGUGGGUCUUUUACAGCUGCAAGUUGUUCGUAUACAUCGAGCAAACGGUUGUACACGGGGCGGUUUGUAUCGAUAAAGUUCUCCACUUCAUCACACAGUAUGUCGGCGUCUUGAAGGACGUCACUAAUAGUGCGAUCUUCAUCUGGAAGGACAAACGAAUCAACAUGUUUUAUGGACUGAGAAGACCCGAAAUCUUCCUCGUCGCUCCAAAUGUCACGAUCAGUUUGGCUGUGAAUGGAUUCGAGUUUGUGUGUGACCUCGAUCAUACUCAUUCUCUCCUCGGGAUCGUCAGCACACAUUCCUGUCAGUAGAUUCCAUUGCUCCUCAUUAAAGAAGCUUGGUGGACACUCUGGAAGUCGCUGCGUUCGCUUAAAUUCCUCAAGUUCGGAGUCGUCAAAGCUGAAGGAAUCCACGAGAAACUCAAACAUGACGAGACCGAAGGCCAAGAUAUCCGAUUUAACGGAUUCUUGGUCUUUAAUACGAGUCAAAUUGAGACCACUCAACACCCCUUUGAACUCGUACAACGACUGGAGAUUGUCCAAGCUCAAUUUUUCAUGAACUAGGCCACGUUCAUGCACGUACUUUAAACCAAGAGCACAGCCAUACAUGUAGAACCAAGGGUUAAUGUUUGGGUAGCGUGAUACAGUCAGUUCAUGAAUCACGUACGGGUUUCCGACAUGACACGCUCCGUAAAACUUGCGAACAUGAGGAUGAUGCAGAGGCGCCCACGUACUCACGUGCCUCAAACAAGUCUCUUCUUCUCCAAUAGAGAAUUUUUCGGAGUGAGACCAACCUCGUUUAUCCGUCGCAAACCAAUCCGGAAUCGUCACCACCACAACGUUCGAUGUGAGAACCACCUUAUCAAACACCUGAGCGAUUAGAUCCAGCUCCAUAGGCAGCAAUACGUCUCCAAACUUCUCGACGCCGUAUUUCAUCAUCGUUAACAGCUCCAAUUGUUGCACACUGUCCCCAAUUUCACUCU